AUGACUAGAUUCAAAGAUUACAUAAGUAAUAACAGCAGCAGCAUCAAUUCUCGCCAAAGCCGUAAAAUAUCUGAAAUAGAAAUGGAUAUGGUCAAUGUUGAUAUGCCUGAUAUCAAAAAGACAUUUCAGUUUGUAAAGACAGUUGGUCGUGGAAGUUUUGGAGUUGCGAGCCUUUAUAAACGACUCAAUGAUGACGUAUCAGUGGUUUUAAAACAAAUAAAUCUUGCUGAGUUAUCAACUGCUGAAAAGGAAAUGGCAAUGAAUGAAGUUGAAGUAUUUUCUCGACUUAAGCACCCAAAUGUUAUUUCAUAUUAUAGCAGUUUCAUACGAGGUGAAAUCCUUUGCAUUGAAAUGGAAUAUGCAGAUGAAGGGAACUUAGCUCAAGUCAUCAAUGAAUCAACUAAUUACUUACCGGAACGAUAUGUGCUGAAUGUAUUUGAACAAAUGACGAAUGCUAUUGCUUAUAUGCACAGUGAAAAUAUUUUACAUCGUGACUUGAAAACUGCUAAUGUAUUCCUUAAACGAGGUGUUGUUAAAAUUGGAGACUUUGGAAUUUCUAAAAUUAUGAGUACUAAAGUUCAUGCACAAACCAUACUUGGAACGCCUUAUUACUUUUCACCUGAAAUGUGUGAAGGAAAAGAAUAUGACGAUAAAAGUGAUAUAUGGGCUUUAGGAUGUGUCUUAGGAGAAAUGUGCUGUCGUUUGAAAACUUUUACUGCUACAAAUUUAUCGGAAUUGGUGAAAAAAAUUAUGGCGGCUGAUUUUAUGCCACUUCCAGAAGGAUAUUCACCACAACUUAAACAUCUUUUAAAAACGCUUUUACAAAUCAAUCCAGUUGAUCGUCCAUCAGCUAAAGAUAUUCAAAUUUUUUACAUUCCACUUGUUUAUCGGAAUUUGGGGAAAUAUGAAGGAUACUCGUACACAAAACAUAAUGACGAGACAGAUGAAACAAUUUCUGUCAAAUCUUCAAUGAUUUUUGGUCCCAGUGCAGCAAAAGAAUAUAUGGAAGCAUCAACUGCUACUAUGAAUGAGUUAGUGCUCAAUGAACGCUCGAUUUUAUACUUGAUGAAAUCUUUUGGUGGGAAUUUUUCGUUAGAUCCAAUUCAACUCCCUUCUAACUGUAAAAUAAGGGAUGUUGCUUUUGGCGAUUCUCACUUUCUUGUGGUAACAGAAGAAGGAUCAAUUUAUGCAUGGGGUGAUGGACAGCGAGGACAAUUGGGACAAACAGUUGAUUCUACAUGGAAGCAUUUCCCAACAAAAAUUGAAACAAUUCGUCGAUAUAAUAUAGUAAAUGCUGGUGCUGGCGAUGGAUUUUCAAUAUUUUUGACAAACUAUGGUGUGAUUCUGAGCUGUGGAACGAGCAAUGAAGGAUGUCUGGGAUUCGAAAAUGUCACAAAUCUUAUGAUUCCUCGUGUUAUUGAAUCUUUUGCAGAUAUCAAAAUUAUUCAAAUAGCAUGUGAUAAAAGUCAUGUCCUUGCACUCGAUAUUAAUGGAAAUGUCUACUCAUUCGGAUCCAAUGAGUUUGGUGCAUUGGGACUUGGCAAGCAAAAAGUUGCAAUGACACCUUUGAAAGUUUCACUGCCACAAAGUGUACAAGAUGUACAGAAAAUUUAUUGUGGCCCAGAUUGUUCACUCAUUUUACUUCAUGAUGGAUCUGUCUAUGCUUGCGGUAAAAACAACUGCAAUCGAUUGGGAUUUGGAAGUAAUAUUGAAUGCUUUACAGAAUUUCGAAAAAUUCAUAGCAUCAAGAAGAAAGUCAUGGAUUUAAGUGUGUCUACGAAGCACUCAGCAUUUGUUAUAAGUGGAGGAUAUAUUUUAUCAUUUGGUGAUAAUUCAGAUGCACAGCUAUGUGUUGGUCACAAAAAAGACAUUACAAGUCAACCAGUUGUGGCUAAGAAAAUUAGUGAACGUUUUAUUCAUAAAGUUAAAUGCAACCCAACCUACACGCUUGCUUGUAAUGAUACGAAUGUCAUAAUGGCAUUUGGAACACGACAGGGAAUUCCAGAAUUUCAAGUUGAUAGUGAAGUUCCGAAAACACCUUCUACAUUUUCACAAAUCGGAAACAAUACAGCUGCAUUCACCAACUUCUUGACAUCAGUCUAUAAAUCUGAAACACUUUUGGAGCCUGUUGAGCUUUUAGGAGUUUAUUCAUCCACUGAAAUGUUAGAAAAGGGCAUCUUUAUGAAGUUAGUCGACAUAUAUCCUCUUCAUUAUGGCGUUUUAGUUUGGGUUGACACAACAACGCCGUUGCGCACCUCGAAUUAAUUUUUUUUAUUCAUUUAAACAAAAUUCUUUUAAAAUUUAUAAACACCUGAAUAAAGUA
Molecule: messenger RNA, 2323 nt
Organism: Chironomus riparius
Lineage: Eukaryota; Metazoa; Arthropoda; Insecta; Diptera; Chironomidae
Source: the annotation of a GenBank genome assembly